Molecule: messenger RNA, 1524 nt
Organism: Talaromyces rugulosus
Lineage: Eukaryota; Fungi; Ascomycota; Eurotiomycetes; Eurotiales; Trichocomaceae
Exons: 4
Coding region: 1-1524 (507 amino acids)
Biological process (GO): intracellular transport
Cellular component (GO): nuclear pore; cytoplasm
Molecular function (GO): GTPase activator activity
Source: RefSeq, a predicted model, not a curated record
AUGGCUGCCGAGGCUGAAAAAGACAUUUCCACACACAGCGAAGAAGUUGAUAUCGCCAAGGAAGAGGACGCCAAAACAACAACCUCCGAUAACGAUACCGCCAACGAGCGACCGGUCCGCAGAAAGCUCAAGGCAACGAGGAUAACGUCUGAUUCACAUGCCGCCGCCACCGAUGGCACUGAGAACUCCUCCGACGAUGGCAGCGCCGCUGACAGGGGCCGUUUGACGAAGAAGAGGUCUCGCGAUGAUAUGCAGGCUGAUGAAGAAGACGAUGUCGCAGAACAGGAUCCUGGGCAUGGUCACCGCAGGAAGAGGUCACGAGACUCAAAGGAUGACGAGGAUAUAUCGGGAGGAAAAGAAGGAGAAGAUGCCCGAAAGAGCACGCCUGACCGGACACAAAACGACGAAUCGAGCCACAUAUUGAGCCCGAAAAAGAAGAGGAGUCUGGACCAGCUGGUGAAGGAUAGCGAGAACACACCCAACGAGGAUAAAGAGAAUGCCAAAGAAAACGACAAGUUUCAAGCAGAGGGCGAACGCGAGAAGAAAAGGCACCGGGAUGCUUCUGAAGAACGACGGGAUGCAGCAGCAGCGUCGACAAAGUCGUCUCUACCAAAGUCUUUUCUGAACACAUCUGCCGUCUCGCCGUUCGCUUCACUAGGUGCCCAGUCGACUGAGGGCGAAGAAACCAAUAAUAAAAUCACAUCGUCGUCUUCGUUUGCAGCGUCAGGAUUAGCAUCCUUUGCAAAGUCAGAACAAUCACCAUUUGGCACGUUAGGAGGCUCAGGAAGCACCCCUUCAGUAUUCAAAGCUGCUGACUCGGCGUCAUCGGAAAAACCUGCUGCCAGUGGGUUUGCUGCAGCUGCAGGAGCAUCGCCGUUUGCUAGCACUUCCACAUCUGGAUUUGGAAGUCUUGGUGGUUCCGGCCUUGGAAGCGGUUUUGGCGGGGGUUUCGGUGGUGGAAGCACUGGCAAGCUGAGUAGUUUCGCCUCUGCUAGCGGACCUGGCUUUGGCACCACGACUAGCAAACCUAGCAAACCGUUUGGAGCCGCAGCAGAUUCAGAUGGAGAAGAAGACGAAGAGGAAGAAGGCAACGCCGUCGCCAGUUUUGAGAAGGAGAAAGAAGACGAGCGGUUCUACGAACAGCAAAUCGAAACUGGAGAGGAAGAGGAGAAGACAUAUUUCUCCAGCAAGGCCAAACUCUUUCAUUUCACAAACAAGGAGUGGAAAGAGCGCGGGGUAGGCACGUUCAAAAUCAACGUCAAAGAAGAAGGCGAUGCCGAAAACGACAAAGUAUCUGCGCGAAUGAUCAUGCGUGCUGAUGGAGUCUUGCGUGUGAUGCUCAACUCCCCCAUCUUCAAGGGCAUGCCCGUGGGGGAUGUGACUGGAGAAGAACCCAAGACUAAACAGUUAAACUUGGCCAGUAUAGAAAAUGGGACAACCACGCCUCUACUGCUUAGGCUUGGACGGCCAGAAUCAGCUAAGGAGCUGUAUCACAUAAUAUGUGAUUUACAGCAGCGAUUAUGA